CCAAAUGAGUACCAUGUGAACAGGACGGCAUUACAACGCUCGAUUGCGCUUGCGCUGGAGCACGUUGGUUUCGACACCGCUACCGAGGAGGCCUUAGAGAGUUUUACGCUGAUGACGGAAACAUACCUUGCAUCUCUGUGCGAAGAUAUCAUGUCGAGGGCCAAUCACGCACGCAGAAAUAUGACGAUACCAACAGACUUCGAGCUCUCCCUCAAGUACUUCAACGUCGACCUGACCAAUCUGAAACGACAUCGCCGCAAUGCCAUUCCACGGGAGAAGAUACGCGCACCUGAGCAAGAGAUAAAUCCCAAGGAAAUGAACACCUUCAGGGAUCUGCCGACCCUUGACCAAGAGCUCAGCGGCAAGCCCGACAAGGACACAAAACUAUACAUACCCAAAUAUUUCCCUGACUUCCCCAGCACGCAUACCUACAAAUACACUCCAACCGAUAUCGAGUCUGUCACAAAGAUCCGCGAGGCGGCUGCUGUACAGGCAAAGCAAGCUGAAGAAGCACUGCGGAAACUCGUGCGUGCUAGCAAGAUGGCAAGUCUCAAGGACCUACGUAGCACUGCCGAGAAGAACCCAGUGGCGAAGGUGAAGUACGACCUGUGGGAGGACAUGAUGAAGGAGAUGAUCGAGGAGCGCGGCUCAGCAAAUCGCAAAAACGAUGCAGCCAGGGAGGAUGUCGCGGAUCACAGCAUGAUCGCAAACUCCCAGAAAAAAUACUUCCGACGAGAGAUACCUCGCUCCCAAAAGAAG
Cryphonectria parasitica EP155 is the source of this 759-nucleotide messenger RNA. RefSeq lists its product as uncharacterized. NCBI's taxonomy places the organism in Eukaryota, Fungi, Ascomycota, Sordariomycetes, Diaporthales, Cryphonectriaceae. The record is from RefSeq and is a predicted model, not a curated record. Gene Ontology annotation, molecular function: protein heterodimerization activity. Gene Ontology annotation, biological process: transcription initiation at RNA polymerase II promoter. The annotation marks the transcript as partial. Gene Ontology annotation, cellular component: transcription factor TFIID complex. The transcript has 3 exons.